UGAAAACAAAACAAACUAAAAAAAAAACAAAACAAAUUGUUGAAUCGAUCUAAUCGCUGUGAUUAAACGUUAUCGUCAACUUUAAUCGUCUUAAUGAACAUUAUUACACAUUAUCGUUAACAUGGACGGCGAAUGGCUGGACGAUGCGGAGUUGGUGGCGGCCUUGGCGGUACAUGAACAGCAGGAAACCGAGGAAAAUAAUGUGAUGCCUGGGAUGGAUGAGGCCUGCGAGGGCUUCGACAUGGCCACCGGUCACAGUUGGAUUUAUCCGAAAAAUCUUCCCCUGCGAUCCUACCAACAUAGCAUAGUCCACUCGGCGCUCUAUAAGAACACCCUGGUGGUCUUGCCCACAGGAUUAGGCAAGACCUUCAUAGCAGCAGUGGUGAUGUACAACUUUUAUAGGUGGUAUCCAAAGGGAAAAAUCGUAUUUAUGGCCCCCACCAGACCUUUGGUGGCCCAGCAGAUCAAUGCCUCUCAAAAGAUAAUGCCAUUUGCCCCAGCUGAUACAGUGCAGCUCACAGGACAGCUUCAGCGACCCAAACGAGCCGAGUUGUGGGCCACCAAGCGCGUAUUCUUCGCCACACCCCAGGUGGUGCACUCGGAUAUGCUGGAGGCCGAUGGCUCCUCAACCUUUCCCUUCAACUCCAUCAAACUGCUAGUGGUGGACGAGGCACAUCGGGCAAAAGGUCGCUAUGCCUACACCCAGGUGGCCGAUUGUCUGAUGGCGCACAACCGAAACUUUCGGAUGCUCGCCCUGUCCGCCACUCCGGGCAGGACCAUGGAGGACGUGGCCUCGGUGUGCCAGAACCUCUAUAUAUGCAACCUGCAGGUGCGAUGGGAUAAUUCGAUCGAUGUGCAGCCCUACAUCCAUCGGCGGAUCAUUCGAACCAUAGUCGUCUCCCUCAAGGACCGGAUCAAGGAGCCCAGGGAGAAGCUGCUUCAGAUUAUCGAGCCCUAUCUUCGCCAGCUCAUCGAGGCGGACAUUCUGAGAGGAAGCAAGGGAGGCAUGAGCAAAAACAGCCUGCUCUACGAGCAGAAAUUCUUUACCGAACGCUCCUCGGUGCAGGGCCAGCGCCACCCGGAUCACAACAUCAUAAUGGGCAACUUUGCCAUGUGCAUCAGCAUGUACCACUCGCUGGAGCUGAUGGAGCGACACGGCCUCCGAGUGUUCGUCAACAGCUUCGACGCCGACGAGGACGGGCGUGAGAAGUUUGUCCUGGCCAAAGAUCGGGCUUUGAGGGACUUGGUGGAGGAGGUGCGACAGGAGCUAGGUGCCAAUCCGCUGGACUACAGCACGGGAAAAAUGACAAAUGGCGAAGUGGCACCGUUGCCAGCGGACCUGGACUUUGGCCAUGCCAAGUAUGAGAAACUGCGAGAAGUGUUGCUCCUGCACUUUGCGGCCAAUGCCGAUUCCCGAGCAAUCGUUUUCUGCGAGUACCGGGAGUCCGUAAUGCUGAUCCACCGUCUUCUUCUCCAGCACAGGCCGCAGCUACGCCCGCGCUGCUUUGUGGGCCAAGGCAACACGGUGGGCGCCAGCUAUGCUCUUACCCAGAAGCAGCAGCUGCAGAUUAUGGCCGACUUUCGAUCCGGCACCAGCAACAUCCUGGUGGCCACCUCGAUCGGCGAGGAAGGCAUCGACGUGGGCGAGGUGGAGAUGAUCGUUUGCUUCGAUAUCUGCAGCUCUAAUCCCACUCGAUUCGUGCAGCGAAUCGGACGCACUGGGAGAAAGAAAAACGGCGAGGUGGUUAUGCUCGUGACGGAGGGACGGGAGCAGCAGGUGCUCAAGGAUGUGCUGGCCCACAAAGACCACAUGAACAAGAAGCUGCUGAACUCAUCCGUCGUAAAGAUGGCGCUGUACGAACAGAAUCCACGAAUGGUGCCGUCGCAAUUUCAGCCAAAAUGCGAGGAGAAGCACAUGGAGGAGGCGGUUGUUGAAGAGAAACCAACCGGUGGCAAGGCCAAGGCGUCUGGCAAGGCAAAGGAGCCUAGGAAACGCAAGGAACCGAUUGCAAAGGCCGCCACUUUAAAGCGGUUCUUCAAGGAUGUCGCUGUUUCAGAAAGCCAACUGGGAAUCUCUCAGGGUGUACAGCCCUAUCAGAUGAGCGACGCCUCUCAGCAGAUGAUCAAGCAGGAAGUGUCCCGUCGAAGCGUGUCCUUGAAUAACUUUCUCGCAGAUACCCAGGCAGCACAGCCCACUCUGAGCAACAGUCAGGAAGAGGUUCAGCGUCUUCGAAAACUCACCCGCUUUCUGCAGUCGAAUAAGCCAAUCAUGGCGGAGUCUCAGUCAGAUCUUAUUUGCCAUCUGCAGGACCAGCAGUUACCACACCCAUUGAAGCUCUACUUGCUGCAAAGCAAUCCCGUCUUCCUUAGAGAAACCCACUCAAAGAUGCUGCUUCAAAGUCAGUUGGAGAUUGCCGAUGACCGCUUAAACAAUCGGCAGCAGAGGACCAGGAACAACUAUAAGCUUCUCCUGGAGAUCUGCGGGGGAACCGACAAAUUGGAGGAGCUUCUGCAGGCGGAGCAGCAGUCCCUAGCCGAGAUCACCAUCAAGGAGAUUGGGAAUCCUCUAGACGAACACAGAGAAAGAGAAUUUAAGACCACCUGUGAUAGGAUUUUCGAGGGCCUUGAGGAGCAAGGCCUAAACUCGGAUAAUUAUGAACUGAAGCAGGAGCUGCUGGAGAAGCUCGAGCUGCGGCAUCUGGAAGCCACGGUAAACGAACUUCGUGGAAUCCCGGAGACAUCGUGGUCAGAAGACGACUGGGAAGAACAGCCUACAGAAGAUGUGAAGUGUGAUUCCAUGUACUUGAGCCAGCAGUUAAACUUUUCCGCUGCGGAUGCAGUGCAGCACAGUUCCACACCUCUGAGGGUAAAACCCUUGAGCAAACUGAUAUUCGAACCACUGCCAGAGGAGAAUGAAGAAGAGGACACCAGUUUGGGGGACAACUUGGGGCGCCUGAACUGCCUGAUGAAUGCGAGUGAGUCGCUCCUAAAGACCGAACCUAUUGAGAUAUCCGUUUCUGAACCGGAAUCCACAAGAGAAGAGAAUCCACCCGCAGCAGCAAGUGAGGUAUAUCCUAUUACCUCAAGUGACAGCGGAGAAAGCGUAGAGCCCAGUGCGGAUCCAAAAAUUGAAGCGAAAUCCGAAUUAGAUGAUCUGGAGAUUGAUUUGAAUGAAUUUCUAACGCCCAUGUCCGAGGAAAUCAAGUUGACCCAACUGAAAAAGGAGGCGGAGGUGCUUAAUCAUGAAGAUUUGAAGGAUUUCCUUGAACCCAUGGCUGAAGAAUUGGAGCUAAUGGGUCAGCAUAAGACCACGCUGUCGCCCAAUAAUGAAGCGAAAGAGAACGAGCCUCUUCCGACAUCCCCGUCCAAGUCCAUUUCCCGCAAUGUCUCGCCGGAUAUCUUUGCAUCCGACUCGCUGUCACCUUGGAAGCCAGCCGGAAAGAGCCUUGCCACCAAGCUGUCAGCGAAGGCAGCGGCAGCUAAGACUCCACCACUUCCUGCAAACCUUCAGUCGCCGGAAAGUCGAAAGAAAACCGAUCCAUUGACGCAGGAGAAAUCGCCCAGCAUUUUUGAUCUGUAUCUCAAUCGAAUGAGGGGACGCGGACGCCUGGCCAAGGCUGCAGAGUCCAUGCAUCGCCUCACCUCGACAAAUGUCUCGGUCAAAGAGGCUGAGGAGAAGGAGGAUUCGCCCAUUGUGCGUCGGCCAUCGAAACGUAAGAUAGUUAUUAGCUCCGACGAUGAGGAGGAGGAAAAGAAGCCCCUCGUGGUUGAACAGAUUCCUUGCACACAAAUGGAGCCGGAGACACCGACACCGCCGAAAAAGCCGCGUCAAAAGCGCAUCAAAUUUAAUUCUUUCAUUGUGGAUGAGGCUGAUAAAAGCGGCUCAGAUCAUGACGAGGAGGCCGAGACAACGAUCGGCACAUAUCUGAAGGAUUCUGUGAUAGUUUCUAGCGAUGAUGACGAAGAUCCCAAUGACACUAACGUCCAUGCCAUGUACCUGCAGGCCGUGAGGAGCCCUAUUCAGAGGCCAGGUGCCUUCAAGAUGCCCGCCCCGAAAGUGUACCGCGAUGAGUCGCACAUCUUUUCCCAGCCAGUGGAGGCGGAAGCGUCUCAGUACCUGCCCUGCUCCUUUAUCGUUGACGACGACAGCUCAACCAUUCAGGAUGUUUCGGAGUGUCCCCUGGAGAAGGCCGAACGCAUCCUCAAGGAGCGACGCCGGCAACGGCGACUGGGAAAUCUACAGCCAGUAGCUCCUGUCAAUAAGCGGCGUCGGGUCCAAACCAUGAGCACCUCAAGUGACGAAGACGAUGUGUGCUUCGUUGAAUGACGAGCAGUCAGACUCAAAGUGCCUUUGGGUGGAAAGAGAAAAUGUAUGUUUGCCAUUUUAUUUAGUUUCGUUAAGAUUUUACUUGGAAUUCCUUUUGUCACAUUCCGAGCUGGUUAAUUAUGUUUGCUGUAUAUUUAUUUGCAUAAUCAUAAGUAUUGCUCUAACUAUACCAAUACUCAUUUGGAUUUUUUUAAAGAAAGCCUUGCAGGGUGUUAUAAUUGUAGUCAAA
Drosophila serrata is the source of this 4556-nucleotide messenger RNA. It is a transcript of the gene Fancm, whose product is annotated as FA complementation group M. The record is from RefSeq and is a predicted model, not a curated record. Gene Ontology annotation, biological process: interstrand cross-link repair; double-strand break repair via synthesis-dependent strand annealing. Gene Ontology annotation, molecular function: four-way junction helicase activity; four-way junction DNA binding; 3'-5' DNA helicase activity. NCBI's taxonomy places the organism in Eukaryota, Metazoa, Arthropoda, Insecta, Diptera, Drosophilidae.